AUUCAAUAAGCCACGCUGCGCCGUUUUCAGAAGAACCUGGGAAAGACAUGGCCAGCCAUCCAAAGUGCCACUUGACCCAAAACCUAUUAUUCAUCCUCUCUUACACCGCUGCGAUAGUAGCAGCGUCUACACCGCAAACAUACUACAACCAACAAUAUACUCCCACUGACUACCCAAUGCCACAUGACUUUCCCAACGACAGCCUUUACCAGGCCUAUUUGGUGAUCCAGCGCUUCAAGAAAACCAUCACUUGUGAUCCCCUGAACAUUACCUCGACCUGGACUGGCCAUGACAUCUGUGGCGCCACGACCUACGUCGGCUUCUACUGCACUACACUGCCCGGGCACGGCAAGAACGUCACAGUCACAUCGGCUGUUUUCGAUGGCUUUGGCUUGUGUGCGCCACAGCUGCAAGGCUUCAUUGAUCAACUCCCAGAUCUUGCGCUCUUCCUUGCUACCUCGAACAAAUUUGAUGCCUUAGGCGUCCUCAACCUUGCUGGCCUCACCUACCACUACAAGGUGGGCAUCAGCGAUGACCCUGCUGCUCAGCCUUUUAGCUCUUUAGCACCGGCUGUAGAUUUGGCACUAAUGAUCGGUGCUGAGGUACACUUUCCGCACAGCUUAUCCCUUGAAGCUAUCCCCGGUGCAACGAACGCUAGGGUACUUCUUCUUAACAAUGACGAGCUCUCUGGGUCGAUUCCGGAAAAUCUUGGCUUCUCCAAGCUGAGCUACCUCGCCGUUGCCAAUAACAAGCUCACUGGGCCAAUCCCACCAUCAAUCGGGCACUUGCAAGACUCCCUGCUCGUGCUGCUCCUCCUCAACAACCAGCUCUCCGGCUGCCUCCCCCACGAGCUCGGCAUGCUCCACAAGGCGGCCGUCAUCGACGCCGGCAUGAACCGGCUCACCGGCCCGAUCCCGUCAUCCUUCUCCUGCCUCAGCAGCGUCGAGCUGCUCAACCUCGCCGGGAACCGCCUCUAUGGUCUGGUGCCCGACGCGCUCUGCAAGCUCGCCGGGCCGGCCGGCCGCCUCGCCAACCUCACGCUGUCCGGCAACUACUUCACCUCCGUCGGGCCGGCGUGCGCGGCGCUGAUCAGGGACGGCGUCCUCGACGUGAAGAGCAACUGCAUUCCGGGCCUCGCCAACCAGAGGCGCCCGGCGGAGUGCGCGGCGUUCCAGAGCCAGCCCAAGACGUGCCCGGCGGCGAGCACCCAGCAGGUGGUGUGCCCCGCCGCAGCUGCCGCAAAGGGCGCGGCGGCGCCGGGGGAGAGGAAGGCUAGGGACUAAUCCAGCUACGUGACCUACGCUACUCUGCAUGAGUGAGCGGCCUCAGCUCGGCAUGCAGUAGGAGACAGAGUGUCUCGGUGGCGUUUUGGCUAUUUGUUCUUGUAUUCUUAUGUAGUAUGUGUGUUGGUGUGUGCUUGUGAUUGUUGUCUAUUAUUUUGCUCUGCACGUGUUGCUGUCCAGGUUGCAUUGCUGUCAAACCUAGAUCCAUCGUUGCAUCCAUUUGAGUGAAAAAUUAUUGUUGUUGUAGUAAAGUUUUAUCUGUCAUGGACGUUCGAUAUA
Molecule: messenger RNA, 1562 nt
Organism: Panicum hallii
Lineage: Eukaryota; Viridiplantae; Streptophyta; Magnoliopsida; Poales; Poaceae
Exons: 1
Coding region: 48-1283 (411 amino acids)
Molecular function (GO): protein binding
Source: RefSeq, a predicted model, not a curated record